AUGAUGAAUUGGUGCAACUUGGUAUUGCAAAGGCAGAAAGAAUCAAUUCUUUGUGGGCUGGGAUUGGUUAUGAACUCCCGCUGUCUGGAAGCUUCUCUUGCUGGGCUUGUUGGGGAAGCUCUUCAUGCUCCUCUUGUUGUUGGGCAAGCACGUGAAGCUCCUCAUGCUCCUCUUGUUGUUAGGGAAGCUCGUCUUGUUGUUGGGGAAGCUCGUCAUCCUCCUCGUGCUGUUAGGGUAGCUCGUAUUGGUUCUGCAACUGUUGAACUUGUGUCUUUAUUGUGCAAGCUUUGGUCAGGACUUGUAUUUGUAUUGCUAAAAGGCUCAAUUUUAUGGAUAAAGAAAACUUAUAAAUAA
Arabis nemorensis is the source of this 354-nucleotide messenger RNA. NCBI's taxonomy places the organism in Eukaryota, Viridiplantae, Streptophyta, Magnoliopsida, Brassicales, Brassicaceae. The record is from the annotation of a GenBank genome assembly.